Molecule: messenger RNA, 4769 nt
Organism: Sorex fumeus (smoky shrew)
Lineage: Eukaryota; Metazoa; Chordata; Mammalia; Eulipotyphla; Soricidae
Gene: RB1
Product: RB transcriptional corepressor 1
Exons: 27
Coding region: 170-2950 (926 amino acids)
Biological process (GO): regulation of transcription by RNA polymerase II; cell differentiation; neuron projection development
Cellular component (GO): Rb-E2F complex; nucleus; chromatin
Molecular function (GO): RNA polymerase II transcription regulatory region sequence-specific DNA binding
Source: RefSeq, a predicted model, not a curated record
UCUCGGUUGCCGGGCGGGGGAGGGAGGGCUCGUCCGGUUUUUCUCAGGGGACGUUCACAUUAUUUUGGGAACGGGAGUCCGGAGAGGACGGGGCGGGCCCCGACGUGCGCGCGUCCUCCCGCCCCAGCCCCCGUCGGUCGCUCGCUGGCUCCGGCCCCGGGCGGGCGUCAUGCCGCCUAAAAACCACCGAAGAGCCGCCGCCGUUGCCGCCGCCGCCGCCGCCGCCGCCGCCGAACCCCCAGCCCCGCCGCCGCCGCCUCCUCCUGAGGAGGACCCGGAGCCGGACAGCGGCCCCGAGGACCUGCCUCUGGCCAGGCUUGAGUUUGAAGAAGCUGAAGAUCCGGAUUUUACUGCAUUAUGUCAGAUAUUAAAGAUACCAGAUCAUGUGAGAGAAAGAGCUUGGUUAACUUGGGAUAAAGUUUCAUCUAUGGAUGGAGUAUUGGAAGAUUAUAUUCAAAAGAAAAAAGAACUGUGGGGAAUCUGUAUCUUUAUUGCGGCAGUUGAUUUAGAUGAGAUACCAUUCACUUUUACGGAGCUACAGAAAAACAUAGAAACCAGUGUCUAUAAGUUCUUUGAUUUACUAAAAGAAAUUGAUACCAGUACUAAAGUUGACAAUGCUAUGUCAAGACUUUUGAACAAAUACAAUGUAUUGUGUGCACUCUACAGCAAAUUAGAAAGGACAUGUGAACUUAUCUACUUAACACAGUCCAACAGUUCAGUAACUACUGAAAUAAACUCUGUGUUGGUGCUAAAAGUUUCUUGGAUCACAUUUUUACUAGCUAAAGGGGAAGUAUUACAAAUGGAAGAUGAUCUGGUGAUCUCCUUUCAAUUGAUGUUGUGUGUCCUUGACUAUUUUAUAAAACUCUCACCACCUGCAUUGCUCAAGGAACCAUAUAAAACAGCUGUAAUACCUAUUAAUGGUUCUCCUCGAACACCAAGGCGAGGUCAGAACAGGAGUGCACGGAUAGCCAAACAACUAGAAAAUGAUACAAGAAUUAUUGAAGUUCUCUGUAAAGAACACGAAUGUAAUAUAGAUGAGGUGAAAAAUGUUUAUUUCAAAAAUUUUAUACCGUUUAUGAAUUCUCUUGGAAUUGUAGCUUCCAAUGGACUUCCAGAGGUGGAAAGUCUCUCUAAACAAUAUGAAGAAAUUUACCUUAAAAACAAAGAUCUGGAUGCAAGAUUAUUUCUGGAUCAUGAUAAAACACUUCAAGCUGAUCCUACAGACAGUUUAGAAUUGCAGAGAACACCACGCAAAAAUAAUCCUGAUGAAGAUGUGAAUGUGAUUAUUCCACAAACUCCAGUUCGAACUGUUAUGAAUACUAUUCAACAACUAAUGAUGAUCUUAAAUUCAGCAAGUGAUCAACCAUCAGAAAAUCUAAUUUCCUAUUUUAAUAACUGCACAGUUAAUCCAAAGGAAAAUAUCCUGAAACGAGUGAAGGAUAUUGGAUACAUCUUUAAAGAAAAAUUCGCUAAGGCUGUGGGACAGGGAUGUAUGGAGAUUGGAUUGCAGCGAUACAAACUUGGAGUGCGAUUGUAUUAUCGAGUAAUGGAAUCCAUGCUUAAAUCAGAAGAAGAGCGAUUAUCCAUUCAAAAUUUCAGUAAGCUCCUGAAUGACAGCAUCUUUCAUAUGUCUUUGUUGGCGUGUGCUCUUGAGGUCGUAAUGGCUACUUAUAGCAGAAGUAUGUCUCAGAAUCUUGAUACUGGAACGGAUCUGUCCUUUCCAUGGAUUCUGAAUGUACUUAACUUGAAAGCUUUUGAUUUUUACAAAGUGAUUGAAAGUUUUAUCAAAGCAGAAGCCAACUUGACCAGAGAAAUGAUAAAACAUUUAGAGCGAUGUGAACAUCGAAUCAUGGAAUCCCUUGCAUGGCUCUCAGAUUCACCUUUAUUUGAUCUUAUUAAACAAGCAAAAGACCGGGAAGGACCAGCUGACCACCUUGAAUCUGCUUGUAAUCUCAGCCUUCCUUUACAGAAUAAUCACACUGCAGCAGAUAUGUAUCUUUCUCCAAUAAAAUCUCCAAAGAAAAAAGGGUCAACUACACGUUUAAAUUCUACUGCAAAUGCAGAGGCUCAAGCAACUUCAGCACUCCAGACACAGAAACCUUUGAAACCUACCUCCCUUUCACUCUUUUAUAAAAAAGUUUAUCGAUUAGCAUAUCUUCGACUCAAUACCCUGUGUGCACGCCUUCUCUCCAACCACCCAGAACUAGAACAUAUCAUCUGGACCCUUUUUCAGCACACUCUGCAAAAUGAAUAUGAACUCAUGAGAGACAGGCAUUUGGACCAGAUUAUGAUGUGUUCCAUGUAUGGUAUAUGCAAAGUGAAGAAUAUAGAUCUUAAGUUCAAAAUUAUUGUAACAGCAUAUAAGGAUCUUCCUCAUGCUGUUCAGGAGACAUUCAAACGUGUUUUGAUCAGAGAAGAGGAAUAUGACUCCAUUAUAGUUUUCUAUAACUCAGUCUUCAUGCAGAGACUAAAAACAAAUAUUUUACAGUAUGCUUCUACACGGCCUCCUGCCUUGUCUCCGAUACCUCACAUUCCUCGCAGUCCUUACAAUUUUUCUAGUUCACCUUUGCGGAUUCCUGGGGGGAAUAUCUAUAUAUCACCCCUAAAAAACCCAUAUAAAAUUUCAGAAGGUCUGCCAACACCAACAAAAAUGACUCCAAGAUCAAGAAUCUUAGUAUCAAUUGGUGAAUCAUUUGGGACUUCUGAGAAGUUCCAGAAAAUAAAUCAGAUGGUGUGCAACAGUGACCGAGUGCUCAAACGAAGUGCUGAAGGAAGCAACCCGCCUAAGCCACUGAAAAAGCUGCGCUUUGAUAUCGAUGGAUCAGAUGAAGCAGAUGGAAGUAAACAUCUCCCAGGGGAAUCCAAAUUUCAACAGAAACUGGCAGAAAUGAUUCUUUAUCCAUUUUCCAGCCUCUACGCGAACACGAAUGCAAAAGCAGAAAAUGAAUGAUAGCAUGGAUACUUCCAACAAGGAAGAAAAGUGAGGACUGUAUGACCCUGGUGGGCACUGCGUACAUCCCUCGCUCUGUGGUCUCUUGGAUUGCCUAUACAACUCUGAGCUUGUUCGUUGUAAUAUUUAAUAUGUAUCUGGGCUGACUCAUGGAUAUAAAAUAUGUAGAUGCACAAUGAAUAUUUGUGCAUAUGAUUCCUAAGCCACUUGCAGUGUUGUGGUCAGUAGACUGUACAUUGUUAUUGUACAAGAUUGUAAAUCUUGUGUAAAUCCUGCCAUUUAAAAGUGUGUAGCAGAUGUUUCCAUUUCCAAAGUAUAAUUGCUCUGCUUUCCAAAUGGUAAGGAUAUCCCAGAGUGGGAGUCUUAAUCCCUAAAUAACUGAGUAUUUUGUCUUUCCUUGUAGCAUAUGGUUGAUGUUUGCUAUUGUUUUUAUUAAUUUAUAUUUAUUUUUUUUUAAUUUAACGUGAACCGUAGAAAACUUGUCUUCCAAAUGCAAUUUGGCUGACUGCCUCCCUUCCUUUCCCCUGCCCCAAUUCUCCCAAAUGAUUUUGACCCCUUCUGCUAAAACAGGUUGUUAGAAGAUAGGGGAAAAAUACUAAUUUUUAUACAUUAGAUUUUAGUUUACUAAUGAAAUCUGAUGUACUGUCUGCUUGUUUUAUAGAUUCAGCUUUUAAAUACAAGCAGAAAGUAAAGUAUAAACAUACUACUGAUACAGAUUUCAUACCUCAGGACUUGUAAGAAUUUGAUUAUUUUCUUCAUCCCACUCAUGCUUUAAAAUGAGGGUAUUUCGUAGUACUCUUGGUUUUUGUACCAUUCAGAUCACUGAAUUAAUAAACUACCCACCUACUACUUGAAAGCUAAAGUGUUCCGGCUAGAGUUUUGUUGUAGAGGACCCUAAUAUAGUAUAACCCAAGUGCACUUUUAAUGUUUCUGGGUCCUGAAGAAUCAAGACACAAAAUAGGACUGUUAACUAUAGGAGCCUUAAUUUCUUUUUUCUUAAGUGAUUUGUCUAAUGCAUCUUUGCAGUUAUUCUACCCUCCUAAAUUUGAGAAGGGUUGUUUUUUUUUUUCCAGAAUGGCACCUGUCUUCCAUUCCAUAUCUUUUCAACUGGCAGUUGUCUAUUUAUCUUUUUUUUUUUUUUUGAAGUCAGUAAGGUCUAACACUGGCAAAUUCAAAGCCACAUUAAUUCCCGUCUAAAAUAGCAAGUAAGCAAAAGUUUUUGGGUUUUGACUACUCACAUUUCUAUCUGAUUUUGUGCAGAAACUUCAAAAUUAAAUAGCUACAUUAGAAAGAGGCAUUUUUCCCUCCUGGAACCUAAAGGUUUAUUUAAACUAUCUUGUGUGAUUAACUUAUUUAGAGAUGGUAUAAUUUAAAAUAGGUGGUAUUUAAGGUAGAAUUGACUAGAUUUUAGUAAAAUUACGGUCUGAAUGCAGACUUCUUUUAAAAAAGAAUUCUGGUCUUCGUUAGAAAAUAAUUUUAAUUUGUGCUUAAUUAAGUUUCAAACUUAUUUUUUGGUAGAUACCUUAAUAACAGGCAUUAGAAAGCUUUAUUCCAUUUUCUCAAUUUUUGCAUGAAUGUCAUACAAUCCAGCUUUCAUCCAAGGGCUUACCAUAUUUCUGGAUCUUUUGCUAAUAAUUUCACAUUAGAUUUAGUGUCAGAAUUUUAGGAACAUCAAAAAUUAGGUAUUGAGAUUGCUCAUGGCUUCAAAUAUUGCUUUAUUGGUUUUUUUAUAUUGGUUAAAACUGUACAUUUAAAAUUGCUAUGUUACUAUUUUCUACAAUAGUUUGUCUAUUUUAAAAUAAAUUAGUUGUUAAGAGUC